UAUGGAUUGACAGUCAUCAUCAACGUUUGGAAAAGAAACGAUCGGUAGAACUAUGGCUCCUCCCUACGUUUGUGUAACCGAUUUUGAAGAAGAAGCUCAUCAGAUUUUAGACAAAAAAAUUGUCGACUAUUAUCGAAGUGGUGCCGGUGAAGAGGUCUCAUUAAAUUUAAAUCGUCAAGCUUUUCGGAGGUUGCGAAUUCGUCCACGCUGCUUGAGAGAUGUUUCUCGUUUGGAUACCACCUGCGAGGUUUUGGGUUACAAAUUAAAAUGGCCAGUUGGCAUUGCACCGUCUGCUAUGCAAAAAAUGGCUCACAAUGAUGGCGAGGUGGGGAAUGCAACGGCUGCCGGUGAAAUGGGGUCCAUAUUUAUUUUAAGCACAUUGUCCACAAUACCCAUUGAAGAGGUUGCCCUAAAGACCCCAGACACAUGCAAAUGGUUUCAACUUUAUGUCUACAAAGAUCGCUCCCUUACCGAAUCCCUCGUACGGCGUGUUGAGAAGGCAAAUUUCAAAGCCCUCGUACUUACCAUCGAUUCUCCUGUUUUCGGUCAAAGAUGGACAGAUGCCAGAAACAAAUUCAGUUUGCCAACCCAUUUGGAGUUGGCCAAUUUUCAAUCAUCAGCUUCGGAUAUGAGAACCACAAGUGAAGAUGGCAUGUCGGCGGUACAUGAAUAUGUUUCGAAUCAAUUCGAUGCUACACUCACCUGGAAAGAUGUUGAAUGGCUAGUGAAACUGACACAUUUGCCAGUCGUGGCAAAGGGUGUGCUAACCGCCGAAGAUGCAGUUUUAGCUCGUGAAUUUGGUUGUGCUGGUGUCAUUGUGUCAAAUCACGGUGCUCGACAUUUGGAUUCUAUACCAGCCAGUAUUGAGGCACUUCCAGAAGUAGUGAAAGCGGUGGGCAACGACAUAACUGUUAUGUUUGAUGGCGGUAUUCGCCAAGGAAACGACAUCUUCAAAGCCUUGGCGUUGGGAGCUAAAAUGGUAUUUGUGGGCAGAGCGGCGUUGUGGGGUUUGGCUUGCGGUGGUACAGCAGGCGUUAAGGAAAUGAUGCGUGUACUGAAACGUGAUCUAGAAAUAACAAUGGCAUUGGCAGGAUGUCAGACCUUGAAUGAUAUCCAGAGGAGGAAUGUUGUUCACGAGUGUGAAUAUGCCAAACUGUAAAGGUGCAAAUACAUAGAAGGCUUUACUGCCUGGUCGCAAAAGAACUAAGGAGAUUUAUGUUGACUUAGUUCAAGUUCGGCUCAAUAUGUAUACUUAUUCACCCUACACUCCUUUGUUCUUUUACGAAAAACCAGCCCAUGGCUUAAGCAUGCAAAACACUUAUUCUAUGUGUUCUCACCUUAAUUCAUUUUUAAUAACCAAAAAUAUACAUUUAAUUUUAAAAAUUGA
Messenger RNA from Musca domestica (house fly), 1387 nucleotides. RefSeq lists its product as uncharacterized. Gene Ontology annotation, molecular function: oxidoreductase activity; FMN binding. The coding region runs from base 53 to 1159 and encodes 368 amino acids. The transcript is spliced from 3 exons. NCBI's taxonomy places the organism in Eukaryota, Metazoa, Arthropoda, Insecta, Diptera, Muscidae. The record is from RefSeq and is a predicted model, not a curated record.